AUGCAGUUCUCCACCAUCAUCACCCUCCUGGCCUCCGUCGCCGCCGUCCACAGCGCGGCCGUCGCCGAGCCCGAGGUCCGCGCCGUGUCUUCCCUCCUCAAGCGCCAGGGCCUUACUCCCGCCCAAUGCGCCGCCAACAACCUCAGGCACUGCAACAACUCGAACGAGCCUUGCCCCAAUGGCUGCAUCUGCCCUGGUGGAAACCUGCCGGACGGAGGCUGCUGCGCCGGUAGCUGCUAG
Molecule: messenger RNA, 240 nt
Organism: Colletotrichum karsti
Lineage: Eukaryota; Fungi; Ascomycota; Sordariomycetes; Glomerellales; Glomerellaceae
Exons: 3
Coding region: 1-240 (79 amino acids)
Source: RefSeq, a predicted model, not a curated record